Tupaia belangeri chinensis (Chinese tree shrew) is the source of this 1992-nucleotide messenger RNA. Its product is annotated as vomeronasal type-2 receptor 116-like. Gene Ontology annotation, molecular function: G protein-coupled receptor activity. Gene Ontology annotation, cellular component: plasma membrane. The record is from RefSeq and is a predicted model, not a curated record. The transcript is spliced from 6 exons. Gene Ontology annotation, biological process: G protein-coupled receptor signaling pathway. The coding region runs from base 1 to 1992 and encodes 663 amino acids. NCBI's taxonomy places the organism in Eukaryota, Metazoa, Chordata, Mammalia, Scandentia, Tupaiidae.
AUGAUCAAGGCACAGAACCAGAAAAUGAAACAGGUGGAGGGGUGGUUCUGGAAGAAUUACCAAUAUGUAUUGGCUUUUCUCUUUGUCAUUGAGGAGAUUAACCAGAGCCCCCAUCUGCUCCCCAACCUUUCCCUGGGCUCUGAUCUCUACAACGCCUUUCCCACUCAACAAAGGACCUUGGAGAGUGCUGUGGUCUUACUCUCAGGAGGGAGUCAGCCUCUCCCCAACUACAACUGCAACAGAAAGAAGCAGCCUAUUGCUGUCUUCUCAGGAACCACAUCAGCAUUUGCAGCUGAGCUUGGAAGCCUUCUGGAGCUCUACAAAAUCCCACAGAUCACGUAUGGUCCUUUUGAUCCCAUCCUAAGCAAUAAAAACCAGUUUUCAUCACUCUAUCAAAUAGCCCCAAAGGACAGUUUUCUGACCCUUGGGCUCAUCGGGCUAUUGCACCACUUUGGCUGGACAUGGGUAGCACUCUUCGUACCUGAUGAUACGAAAGGGGAGCAGUUCCUUCAGGAUCUAAAAGCACAGAUGCUUAGACAAGAUAUCUGUGUGGCCUUCACAGAGAAGCUCCCUAUGACUACAGGCUUCGGUGUAUAUCGCGAUUUCAAAUUCGUGUUGAGGAUCAGAAUUUCAUCUGCAAAUGUGUAUGUCAUAUAUGGUGAUUUAGGGAGCCUCAUGAUCUUGGACCAGCUGAAAUAUGUUAAUUCGGCAUCAGGGAAGCUCCACUCAUUUCUGAGGAAAACUGCAUUUACAAACAGCGCUGGGGAAAACAUGUCUUUUGGUGACAGUGAGCACUAUAUGACCCAGUAUGAUAUCCAGAACCUGGUGAAGUUUCCUAAUGACAGUUGGAUGCUGGUUAAAGUAGGAGAGUUUGUCUCCAAGAGUCCACACGAUCAAGAUUUGGUCAUUGAAAAGGAGAUGCUGAAAUGGCCUGAUGCAUUCCAAGAAACUCCUUCAUCCGUGUGUACCCAGAGCUGCGCUCCUGGAUUCAGGAAAAUUGCACAAGAGGAAAGACCCAUCUGCUGCUUCCUUUGUGUUUCUUGCCCUGAGAGAGAGAUUUCCAACUGGACAGAUGCACAGCAGUGUUUCCCAUGCCUACCUGAACAGUACCCAAACAGUGAGAAAACUCAUUGCCUCCCUAAGCCUGUCACUUUCCUGGGCUUUGAGGAUUCUCUGGGAAUGGCUCUGGCCUGCAUAGCUCUCUGCUUCUCUGUGGUCACAGCUGUGGUUUUGGGCUUGUUUGUGAAGCACCGAGACACUCCCAUCAUCAAGGCCAAUAACCGGGCUCUCAGCUUCACCCUGCUCAUCUCCCUUCUGCUCUGCUUCCUCUGCUCCUUGCUCUUCAUUGGCCAUCCCAACACAGCCACCUGCAUUCUCAGACAGGUCACAUUUGGGCUGGUGUUCACUGUGGCUGUUUCCACCAUUUUGGCCAAAACCAUGACUGUGAUUCUGGCAUUCAAGGCCAUGACGCCUGGAAGAACACUGAGACGUUUGUUGCUGUCAGGGGCCUCUAACUCUGUCAUUCCCAUCUGCUCCCUGAUCCAAGUGAUUAUCUGUGCAAUCUGGCUGGGAUCCUCUCCCCCUUUCGUUGACACAGACUCGCACUCUGAGCCCAGAAGCCUCAUCAUCGUGUGCAACAAGGGCUCAGUCACUGCCUUCCACUGUGUCCUGGGCUACCUGGGCUCCUUGGCCCUGGGGAGCUUCACGGUGGCCUUCCUGGCCAGGAACCUGCCUGAAACGUUUAAUGAGGCCAGGUUCCUCACAUUCAGCAUGCUGCUGUUCUGCAGUGUCUGGGUCACCUUCCUGCCCGUCUACCACAGCACCAAGGGGAAGGUCAUGGUGGCCGUGGAGGUCUUCUCCAUCUUGGUCUCCAGUGCAGGGCUCUUGGGCUGCAUCUUUGCCCCCAAGUGCUACACUAUUCUGAUAAAGCCUGAUAAGAACUCUAUUAAAGGUUUAAAGACCAGAAAUAUUUCUAGAAGAAAUGAGCCCUGA